Dromiciops gliroides (monito del monte) is the source of this 1131-nucleotide messenger RNA. RefSeq names its product thioredoxin like 4A (gene TXNL4A). Lineage: Eukaryota; Metazoa; Chordata; Mammalia; Microbiotheria; Microbiotheriidae. The transcript is spliced from 4 exons. The record is from RefSeq and is a predicted model, not a curated record. Bases 129 to 557 code for a protein of 142 amino acids. Gene Ontology annotation, cellular component: U4/U6 x U5 tri-snRNP complex; spliceosomal complex; U5 snRNP. Gene Ontology annotation, biological process: mRNA splicing, via spliceosome.
CGCAAUGCGUUCUCAUGCACACACGCUGACGUCAGGAGCGCGGAAGACGUCGGGCCAGCGGUUCCAUCGGCGGUUCACGGAGCUGGGUUUUCGUUCUUUGCCGUCAGGACUCAGGCUAAGUGUUCAAGAUGUCGUACAUGCUUCCACAUUUGCACAAUGGUUGGCAGGUAGAUCAAGCUAUUCUUUCAGAAGAGGACCGAGUUGUUGUUAUUAGGUUUGGACAUGAUUGGGAUCCCACUUGUAUGAAAAUGGAUGAAGUUUUAUAUAGUAUUGCAGAAAAGGUAAAAAAUUUUGCAGUUAUAUAUCUUGUGGAUAUUACAGAAGUACCGGACUUCAAUAAAAUGUAUGAGUUGUAUGAUCCCUGUACUGUCAUGUUUUUCUUUAGGAACAAGCACAUCAUGAUUGAUUUGGGUACAGGCAACAACAACAAGAUUAACUGGGCAAUGGAAGACAAGCAAGAGAUGAUUGACAUCAUAGAAACAGUAUAUAGAGGUGCUCGUAAAGGUAGAGGUCUCGUGGUUUCUCCAAAGGACUAUUCCACCAAAUACAGAUACUGAUGUUCUUUUGGAUAUCAGAGGUCUAAUUCUUUAAGAGAAUGUGGAAGCUCUUGGGAGUUUUUGUGUGUGGAGAUUUGUGGGGGAUUUUUUUGUUUUGUUUUUUAACUAUUUAAAUUCUUUGAGGAAAAUGCUUGGAAGAGAUAUGAUAUAAGCAGCUGGAUCAUUUUUUUGGAAUAAGGGCUUUGGAGCCUUAAAUUUUCAGUGUAUUUUUAUAUGAUUAACUAUGAACAAUUCACAGCUGAAAAAAUUAAAAUAUGUGAGAAUAUGAUCACUGUCUGUUUAUGUGAUUUUUUUGUUAUUGUUUUGAAACAACUUUGUGAUUGAGGAUUCUUUGUUUUUAGUAAAACUUAGUUUCACUAAAUUUGCUUCAGAAGUUUGAAGAGUUCAUUCAAACUUUAUAUUUUGCAAUCUGUUAUUGCUCUAUUGUCAUUAUUUGGUAACUAUCCAGAGCUUUUAAAGUACUUCUCAAGCUGUAAAAAAGAAGUGUUCAUCCUUUCAUCUGACUAUAAACAGAACCUUACAAUAUAAAUGUAUUUUUUAAAAGUUCAAUUAAAAUUAAAGGGUUGAGUAUUCA